Molecule: messenger RNA, 3530 nt
Organism: Exophiala xenobiotica
Lineage: Eukaryota; Fungi; Ascomycota; Eurotiomycetes; Chaetothyriales; Herpotrichiellaceae
Exons: 4
Coding region: 394-3099 (901 amino acids)
Source: RefSeq, a predicted model, not a curated record
CAACAAGUUCAUCUGCUUUUCCUCCAACUCGAUACCGUCUCGAGAUCAUCAUCAGCCUUUCUUGGAAUCGACGUCAUUCACUCUCCCUCUCUCUGCCGACAUCCACCUCUUCCGUCGCAACUCAUUUCCCUGGUGUGCUUCUUGUUCCGUUGUUUGAACUGUUCAAGUGUUCCAGCUUCGUCUCCAACUUCGUCAUUCACCUCUGCUACCAUUCUAAACCUUCCUCCUGCGCAGUCCCAAGUGCGCCCAUAUCUAUCACCAGUCCUUUGCAAGAUGCUGUACUCGAGAUAGCUGUUUCUAUCCACGCCAUCCUCCCCAACCCACCCUCUGCCACCCCGAAACGAACUCAACACCUCAACCGACGUCCCAUCCACUGAGAUCGACGUCGUCACCAUGUCUAGGCCUAUCACUCCAGUCUCGCCCGUCCACAGCGCAAUGCCGAAUCACCCCGACCCUUCGCUACACUCUGCGCGGCCCACGAGCGCCAGACCAGUGUCUUCUCGGCCAGUUUCCUAUGUUGUCAGCCACCAUGCAGAUGCUCCCUCCAACUACGAUGAACCCGGUACUUACCCACCUGAGCAAACCGCCAUGUCGCAAACUGGCGAAAUGCACGAUGGAGGCGAUGCUACGGGCGAACAAGCUCCAGACCUCCCUCGAAGCAAUUCGCACAUGUCAGGAUCCCAAACACUACUUCCCUCAAGAGGCGGAACGUUGAAGAAGAAGCCUUCCUUGCACAAAAGCGCUAGCCUGAAAAGAACAGCGAGCAAGAGGAGCAGUUAUGCUGGUUCCGUGCGAAGCGUCAGGUUGGGUGAGAAGGAAAAGUACGGCGAAACCGAGGAGACGAACAGCGUCUUCUAUUGUCCCGUCCCCACGUCGGGCAAUCCAACCGAACUGCUAGCGAAUCGAUUCCAAGCAUGGCGCAAAGUACUGAAGGACAUCAUCAAUUAUUUCCGCGAUUUGCACAAAACUUACGAAAUGCGAUCCAAAGCACUCAUGUCCACGUCUAACGUCAUCAACAAUGCCACGCUUCCUCCCAAUUUUAUGUCUUCAGGCGGCAUAGGUGACGCCGCCUUCAUUUUACGGGACUUCCACAAACAGGCUCUCAGCGAGGCGAACAAGGCCCGGGACCUGGAAAAUGAAGUCAUCAUACAGCUGACCGGCCUUCGCAGCGAUCUACAACAGAAGAUCAAGGAGAUCAAGAGCUUGUCUGGUGAUUUUAAGAAUUCAGUAGACAAGGAACAGGAAAACACUAAAAGGGCCGUUCGAGCUCUCCAAGAGGCCCUCGGCCUGGUUGACAACGAUGCUGCGGCUACCAGUGGGAAAGGUGAUCCUUUCUUGGUCAAGUUGGGCGUCGACAAGCAAGUGGAGAAACAGAUCGAUGAGGAAAACUAUUUGCAUCGAGCGUACCUGAAUCUUGAAGCGUCGGGGCGCGAACUUGAGGCAAUCGUGGUUGGGGAGAUCCAGAAAGCGUACAAUGUCCUAGCUGGCAUUCUCCGCCGUGAAGCCGAUGAUGCCUAUGACGCUGCCGAAAAACUCAAAGAAGGGCCGCUGGCGAUGCCGAAAGACCAUGAAUGGGACGAGUUCACCACGAACAACAACCAAAUGAUCGACCCGCGCAGGCCUGUCCGGCAGGUAGCGAAUAUUGUCUAUCCUGGCAAGGAUCAUCCAGCGGCUAUCGAAGUCAGAAGUGGCAUGCUCGAAAGAAAGAGUAAAUACCUGAAAAACUAUACCCCCGGAUGGUAUAUCUUGUCGCCAACUCACCUCCACGAGUUCAAGUCGGCCGACCGCGUUACCAGCCAGACUCCGGUUAUGUCACUAUACUUGCCCGAGCAGAAGUUGGGCACACACUCCGAACCCGGUUCGUCAUCGCACAAAUUCAUGCUUAAAGGCCGCCAGACCGGAUCCAUGCACCGUGGACACGCCUGGGUUUUCAGAGCGGAGACUCACGACACCAUGCUCGCUUGGUACAACGACAUCAAAGAAUUGACCUCGAAACGUGGCGAAGAGCGAAAUGAGUUCGUUCGCAGGAGUCACGCCCGGUCGAUUUCUGGAAACAGCCUUAAGCCCGCAAGCAUAAUCAGCUCCGAAGGUGCAAUGGAAGAAGACGAAGCUGACCAUAUCGCCUUUGCUGGAGAACAAUCUGUCCGAGGUAAUUCUACUGCAGAUGAGACUGGCAUGACCGGAGCAGCUGGGCUAGGUGUUCUAGGUGCAAAUGACGUUGAGGAUACCCGGUCAGAAGCCGGAUGGCGUCCUCCUCAACAACGACCAGCACCAGGUGGGCGAUUUCCAUCCGACCUCAACAUUCAGCGAGGCUUACAAGCACCGCUUUCCCCGUCUAGUGGAGCCGAUUCUGACCAAGACCGAGAUGUUAUAGCAGCUGCAGGUUCCCUCCCAGGAAGUGGCGUGCCGUUUUCCAAUACCCCCGAACGGCACACAGACUUGCAGACGACCGUCCAUCAGCCAGCUCCAGUCACCAACACGGCGACUACCAAUAACCACUACGCUCCUGGCCAGCAUCCAAACAUUCUCCCCGCGCAUACCACACCGCACCAAGAUUCGGUCAGUCAGUACGGCGAGUGGAUGGCACCUAUUGCCGCGGGCACUGGAGGUCUUGCAGUGGGUGCGGGUGUGAUGCACCAUCAUGAUCAGCGCCAGCAACAGCCGAUGGUUGAGACAUCAGCACACCAGAUGGAUGGCGAGGCGGCAAUUCCGAGCCCAGGUCAAUCUUCGGCUCCCAUUCCUGUAGCGACAGCAGCGCCAAUUGAUGCCCCUACUGGUCCACGCGCCAUGAGCGAAUCGACGACUGCACCGAGCUCGGCAGCAGGAAACGCAACAUCGUCAGGCGCAGAUACUGCGACUCUAUCGACUGUGCCGACUAGCACAGGUUAUCCUGCAGCCAACGAGAGCAUGUUCGAUGCCAAUGGAGUCUUUACUGGCCCCAGGGCUGCGAAGACCCCGCCAACAGCGUACGUGCUCAAGCCAUCGGACCGGUCCAAGAGUCACACAACCAUAAGUGAUUUACAUGUCCCUGGAGAGUUUCCACAAACUCCCGCUCUCAACGAAGAUUCAAAGCUAUACCAAGACGUGAUCCAGAGCUGAGCUGAUAGCUAUCACAUCAAAAUGUCAAAGGCCAUAGAUAGGUUUGGCCGAAACGGGUGACGUACAUACGGAAAGGACAACAGGCCGAGUCGAUAUUUCCUACCUUUCUGCAGGCACAUUGACGGUUACACAUCAUGCGGUGGCGGAAUGUCAUAUUGUUUUAUGUGCAGUUUCAAAGAUACCAACAAUUGUUUGUCUUUUUGCCAUUUCUGUCCCUUUUUGGCAUGCAGCUCGUUGGAAACUUCAACCAGUGGUUAUGCCAACGUACUUGCCCACCAGGUGGAACGUCGACCAGACCUGUGACACGCGCGGGGGAUGUCGAAAGGUUUGGAAAGCACAGGAGGGCAGACAACGUGCGAAGGCGGCCAUGUUGGUUUGGUGAGUAGCCGUAUCUUACGAGAAAUACCUUGAAACCCACCACUGUCUCUUCG